AUGCACGGCUCGACUCCGGGAGGGAGAACGACGCGAGGAGGGGUCGAUCCGUCGUUGAUCAUGGAAGGAUCGCGCAAGCGCAGUCGCGUGCUUCCAAGUCCCGAGCCUCAGUCCCAGGCAAGUCUCUUGUACCUUUGUCGUGUUGGUGUGUGUACGUGUUUCUGUGCAUUCGACCUUUGCACAGCUCUGGUGAUCAAGCCGAGUGGCCGAGGCGUGACACGGCGGUUGUUUGUCGGCCUCACCCCCACCCCACACACGAGCUCACGCGUUAGAGGCCCGAACCCCUUUCCCGCGCUGCGUCCGACCCGGAUGGUCUCCUGCAGCAAUGGGCUUAUAAAACUCCCUCUAUGACGACAGACCCGAUCGCGAUGGUCCUCUGGAUGGGCUUAUACCGUUGCGAACGAACCCUCCGAGUUCCUCGACGUCAGGAAACGAGGCCUGGCCCUCUACGACAAGAUCUGCAGUCACCAUGACCCGUAUCAGUCAGUCGACUGCACAUUGCAGAAAGAGCUUUGUUUCGCCUAUACUCAUCCCAAGUUGAACCUCCCAGACCGACUCGACCGAUCCACCUCGAUUUCAUGCGCUUGCCUUCCCGAACGGACUACCCCGACUAUUACGAAAUCAUCAAAAAGCCGAUCGACCUUACCAUCAUCAAGGACAGGCUCGAGAAGCGUCGGUCGCUCUGCGUAUUGUUCUCGACCGUAUUGAACUGUAGCUGACCAACCUCUGCUAUUGCCUCCCCACCCAGUCGAGUACCGAUCCGUUCUCGAGAUCAAGGACGAUUUCAACCAGUUGUUCGUCAACGCCAAGAGGUACAACGCUCCAGGAUCGAGCAUUUUUCUCGACGCAAGGGCACUCCAUGUCAGUAUUCUACAUCCUCGAGACUUGUUCAUACCUGCCGAGUAGUCUUCAAUAAUAUACCCUUUUCGUCACCCCCCCACAGAGAGUACUCAAGGACGCGUUCGCGAGCUGGACGGGUGAAGCCAUGCCUACCGAUGACGACGAUGCCGAUGGCGACAAAACAUCGGAACCACACAACAUCUCAUCCAACUCAUACCGACCCUCACCCCUCGCUUCCUCAUCCUCGACACCAUCGGGUGCCGGUGGGGCUCGACGAGGUCCGACCUUGCGCCCCUGGCUCAAACGCAAAUUCGACGAACUGAUCGGAGACGUCGAUCCGCUCGGUCGUCGUUACGCCGAUUCCUUCUGGACCCUUCCCGAUCGAAAAGAAUGGGUCGACUAUUACAAACUCGUCGCUUCGCCCAUCGCCUUUGAGCAAAUUCGUCACAAGAUCGAGAAACGCAUCUACACCAACGUCGCGGCUUUCAUCCACGACGUCGACUUGUUGGUAAACAAUGCGCUUAUUUCCAAUGAGGAGGGCUCGAGCAUUUGGAAGGACGCCAAGUACUUGCAGUUGAAGUUCUUGGAGGUGAUGAAGGAACAACCGCCCGAAUUCGUACCGCCCCGAACGUACAACACCCAAAAGAGGCGGAAAGAGGCCGAGUUGAGGGCCAAGGGGUUGUCGCAUUCGUCAUCGUCGACGUCAAUCAAUGGGUUCAAAGAUGGGAGGGGCAGGGGCAUGAGCGCGGGUCAAGGUGUGAGUGGGAGCGAGCCGCCCGAAGGGAUCGAGGAUGAUGCGCCAAGCGAAGAUGAUGAUCGGGAUGAGGAGGGAGAUCGGGCCUUACCUCCAGGGGAGGGGAUGACCCCGAUUCACUAUGGUCGACCACCUGGACCCUUACCCGUUCCGAUGCCCACGUCGGUAUCUCUACCUUCGGCAGCUCCGUAUCCCGCCGCGCCGGCGCCUGCAAGUGCAGGAUCACCGUUUCCCAGCGCUGCAGUGUCCGUAGAGUCACCCGCAGCGAUGGUCAACUCGGCUUUCGGGUCACCAAUGCCCUUCAACGGGAAUGGCGUCCUGCCCGCCCUUCCGGUCGUGAUGAGUGGUGUUUCGGUUUUUUCGGUCGUGCCGACCUCGGGAAGUUCGGUCGAUCGAAUGGUAGCGAAAGUGAACGGGUCGGAGAAGAGCUCUCGUGAGUGUUUACUCACCAUUGACAAUAACGCGGCAUAAUCUGAGUGUUUUCUCUCUCUUUUAUAUAUAUACAGCGCUCUCGUAUCUCUUGCUCCGACCCCUCAACUCGACCAACCCAGCGGGAACCUCUUCCACUGCCAAUACCCCCUCCAUUCAACCUUUGCUCCUGCUCCCAACCUUGACAGUCCGCCAGCACUUCUUACCCCUCCCUAUCGAUACGGAACGCGUCGAGAUCACACCCGUGCUCUCCUGCGACAGUUCGGGCAACGUACCGAUGCGAGUCUUUGUCCGAGGAACGGGGACUGAAUUACGCUGCGAGGAGAUUCCUAUGACACCGACGGCAAACACAAAGGGGAACAAAGCUGGCUCUGCUAUACCAGGUGCUUCAGCGACGGAAGGGAGAAGGAGCUGGAAUAUAGUACUAGGUCCUCGGAUCGCGGAAGCUUAUGGAGUCGGCAUCGGGGUCGUGGAAGUUGUAGUGGGUGGUGAUGGGGAGGGUAAGAAGGGGGACGGGGAGGUGUAUAGGUGUUUUUUGAGGAGGUGA
Microbotryum saponariae is the source of this 2570-nucleotide messenger RNA. NCBI's taxonomy places the organism in Eukaryota, Fungi, Basidiomycota, Microbotryomycetes, Microbotryales, Microbotryaceae. The record is from the annotation of a GenBank genome assembly.